Molecule: messenger RNA, 2004 nt
Organism: Hevea brasiliensis (rubber tree)
Lineage: Eukaryota; Viridiplantae; Streptophyta; Magnoliopsida; Malpighiales; Euphorbiaceae
Exons: 5
Coding region: 356-1630 (424 amino acids)
Source: RefSeq, a predicted model, not a curated record
GGAACACCCACAUAUUUCACGUAGAGGAAAAAAAAUUCUGGAUUCUUCUCGUCCCCUUUUUGGCCCAAUUUCUCACCCACAGAGCCUAAAGAGUCUCAGCUUCGUCUCUACAAAAUCCAAAGGAAGCUCAAACACUACUCACGCUUAAACCUUUCACUUUAGCACUCUCCGUUCUUGCCCUAUUCAGCCACCCCCUAUAUAUAUAUACCCUCACAGAAAGAGAGAUUUUGUAUAUUUCUAACCCAUCUUUGUAAUCAAUAAAAACCCUCCUGAGCGCAACAACAACUGAAAACCUCGCAUCCAAUUUCUUCCUCAGCGACAUUGUUUUUGUCGGAUUCUUCGUAGGUUUCGUACAAUGUCGGGGUGCGGUGGGGUUUCGAUUGCCCGAGCCCGCGGCGAGAACCGAUUCUAUGUUUCUCCGGCGAUGCGAAAGCAGCAGCAGCUACAACAGCAGCAGCAGCAGCAGCAACAAAAGCAGGACCAGCGGCAGAAGCAGGGGUCGUUGAUUUCCAAGAAUUGUACGGCGGCUAUGGAGAAGAGAGCGGAGUCAGAUCAAUGUGUUUCGUUAUCUUCGUCCUCAUCGAUGUCAAAUUGUUCGGCUUCGGCACGGGUAGGGGGCGAGGGUAAUUCAACAAAUUUAGAUCGGUUCUUGGAGUACACUACUCCUGUGGUUCCUGCCCAAUAUUUGCCAAAGACAAGCAUUAUGGGAUGGAGAAAUCGUGAAGCAGAGUAUUACCCUUACUAUAUGCUGGGUGAUCUAUGGGAAUCUUUUAAAGAGUGGAGUGCGUAUGGUGCGGGUGUUCCCCUUCUGUUAAAUGGAAGCGAAACUGUUAUGCAGUACUAUGUUCCUUCCUUGUCUGGCAUUCAGCUGUAUAUAGACCCAUCAAGACCCUGUCCAAGGCUAAGGAGGCCUGGUGAGGAAAGUGAUGCUGAGUCAUCCAGGGAAACCAGUAGUGAUGGUAGCAGUGACUACAGAGCAGAGAGGGGAGUAAACAAUGGUGCUUGGGGCUCUUGGAUUCAGCAAAAUAUUACAGAUGCAAAUAUUCAGAGUUUGAAUAGACUCUCACUGAGAAAUAAACCUGUCAGAGGUUCAUCAAGUGAUGAAUGUGAAAUUUCCAAUCCCACAGGUCAGCUUAUUUUUGAGUACAUGGAGCAUGCUUCACCAUUUACUCGUGAACCAUUGGCUGACAAGAUCUCAGAUCUUGCGACUCAGUUUCCAGAACUCAAGACAUAUAGGAGCUGUGAUCUGUCACCCUCAAGUUGGAUUGCUGUUGCAUGGUAUCCCAUAUACAGGAUCCCCGUGGGUCAAACGCUGCAGAAUCUGGAUGCCUGCUUUUUAACCUUCCAUUCUUUAUCAACACCCUUUCAAAGUCAGAACACCGAAGAGAUGCACCUUCACGGUUUUAGUGUUAGGGAAGUUCCAGGUGCUGAUAUGUCAUUCAAGCUACCUUUGCAUACAUUUGGUCUUGCUUCCUACAAGUUUAAAGUUUCAUUUUGGAACCCAAAUGGAGUUUAUGGAUGUCCAAAGGUCAAUUCCCUGUUGCGGGCUGCUGACAACUGGCUUAAGCGUUUGCAAGUAAACCAUCCUGAUUUUACGUUCUUUAUCUCCCACAACUCAAACUGGAGAUGAUUGGGAGUUCUUUGAUGGAGCUAUGAACCUGAAAUGAAGGGAUGCAUAUUAGGACCUUCAGUCCUGAAAGAGAACCCUAUUCCACAAUGUUCUUUGUUUUUAAUCAUAUGAAUUUGUUAACGAUCAGGAUUCCCAGCCUAAAGUUAAGUUGGCUACGAAACCGUGUUCCCGUACUGAACAGCCAAAGAAUGAUCUUGAGUGUUGACUUUAAUGUGGGGCAUUACAUAUUCAGAGAUAUUUGAAGAGGCUUUGUGAUUGAUAGUCAUUACCCCUUAUGGUGUAUUGAUCUAUGUAUUGUUUUGAACUUACAGUUGCUACAAUUUUUGAAUAAGGUUUUCAGAAGAUGAUGAAAAAAAUUUAAGUGAUUUUUGUAA